AUGUAUAAUUACAUUAAAGAGACGGGUGGGGACGAUGCUCACUUCGUUUGUGUAAAUGAGAAAGUGAUUGGUGUUACUGAUGGUGUUGGUGGCUGGGCGGGUAUUGGAGUUAAUGCUGGACUAUAUGCCCGUGAACUCAUGUCUAAUUCAGUGGGAGCAAUCUUGAACGAGCCUAAGGAUGGGAUUGAUCCUUUCAGGGUGUUAACUAGACUAGAGCCCAUUCUGCUACAAAAGUUAAGGGAUCCUCAACAGCCUGCAUCGUAUGUCUUAAAGAAAAAAGGAGAUGGCUGCACUGUCUUUGAGUCCCCUGUGCAGCAGCAUGGUUUUAACUUCACGUAUCAGCUGGAGUGUAGUAGCAGAAGUGAUCAACCAAGUUCCGGGCAGGUGUUUAUGAUUCCCGUGGUACCUGGAGAUGUGAUUGUUGUUGGGACAGAUGGAUUAUUUGACAAUCUAUUCAGCAACGAGAGAGCUCUAGACAGACAUAAGCAAACCCCAUUCUCUACAGCAGACAAGGAAGUAGGAUUCAGAUACUACGGUGGAAAGCUUGACGACAUAACAGUCGUAGUUUCUUAG
This is a messenger RNA of Daucus carota subsp. sativus, 573 nucleotides long. RefSeq names its product probable protein phosphatase 2C 55. The transcript has 3 exons. Lineage: Eukaryota; Viridiplantae; Streptophyta; Magnoliopsida; Apiales; Apiaceae. The record is from RefSeq and is a predicted model, not a curated record. Gene Ontology annotation, molecular function: protein serine/threonine phosphatase activity. The coding region runs from base 1 to 573 and encodes 190 amino acids. Gene Ontology annotation, biological process: protein dephosphorylation.